This is a messenger RNA of Magallana angulata, 3831 nucleotides long. RefSeq names its product copine-8-like. Gene Ontology annotation, molecular function: calcium-dependent phospholipid binding. The record is from RefSeq and is a predicted model, not a curated record. Gene Ontology annotation, biological process: cellular response to calcium ion. NCBI's taxonomy places the organism in Eukaryota, Metazoa, Mollusca, Bivalvia, Ostreida, Ostreidae. The coding region runs from base 57 to 1733 and encodes 558 amino acids. The transcript is spliced from 20 exons. Gene Ontology annotation, cellular component: plasma membrane.
UCGGGUCAGUAAUCUAAUGCAGGUAUAGAAAUUUCGGAAAGAAAGUAAAUAUUGAGAUGGAAAGUGGAUCCUUUCAGCCAGGAACGGGCGUGGCACCCGCUACCCUGGUAGAGCUUUCUGUGUCAUGCAGGAAACUUAUUGAUGCUGAUGUGUUUUCCAAGUCGGAUCCAAUGGUGGUUCUUUUCACAGAAGAUCAAAGUAGAACAUGGCGAGAGUUUGGGAGGACAGAAAUUAUAUGGAACAAUCUGAAUCCAGAUUUUGUCAAGAAAUUUGUGAUGCAUUACUAUUUUGAACAAAGCCAGAAAUUAAAAUUUGAAGUGUAUGAUGUGGAUUCAAAGAGUGCAGACUUAUCAAAGCAUGACUUCCUUGGAAGAAUGGAGUGCACCCUGGGAGAAAUUGUGUCUGCAGGGAGCAAGUUUAUGAGGCGCCUCCAGGGCCACAAGAGGGACUGUGGGACGAUAAUAGUGGGGGCCGAGGAACAGAGCAGUUGUAAGGAACAAGCCACCAUGCAGUUCUGUGCCCAUAAGCUGGACAAGAAAGAUUUCUUUGGAAAAUCGGACCCUUUCUUGACGUUCUACAAAACAAAUGAAGAUGGCUCGUUCACGGUGGUUCAUAGAACGGAAGUCAUCAAGAAAACACUGAACCCAACAUGGAAGCCAUUCACGAUUCCUGUCAGGUCACUUUGUAACGGAGACUAUGAUAGAACCAUCAAGAUUGAAUGCUAUGACUGGGAUGCAGAUGGAGGGCAUGAUUUUAUCGGAGAAUUUAUGACCAACAUGAGGGAGCUAUCGAGGGGUCCAAGUCCUCAGAACGUGUACGAGUGCAUAAAUCCCAAGAAACAAGCAAAGAAAGGCAGCAAGUACAAGAACUCAGGAACGGUGGAGCUGAUGAGUUGUCGGAUAGAGAAGGUCUACUCCUUCCUGGACUAUGUCAGAGGAGGGUGUCAGUUACACUGUACCUUUGCUGUGGACUUCACGGCCUCUAACGGCGACCCUAAGUCUCCCUCCUCCCUCCAUUACAUCAAUCCGUACAGACCCAACCCCUACGCCAACGCUCUCAGGGCAGUCGGAAACAUCAUUCAGGACUACGACACAGACAAGCUGUUUCCUGCGCUUGGGUUUGGAGCCCGACUCCCACCAGAUGGAGUGGUCUCCCAUGAAUUUGCCUUGAAUGGUAAUCCAAACAAUCCAUACUGCCAGGGCAUCGAGGGGGUACUGGAGUCCUAUCAUAAAGCCAUACAGUCCGUGCAGCUAUACGGACCCACAAACUUUGCUCCCUGUAUCAACCAUGUAGCCAAAUUUGCUGCCCAGAGGCGUGAUGGUAAUGAUUAUUUUAUACUGCUGAUAAUCACCGACGGAAUCAUCACCGACAUGCCCCAGACCUGUGAAGCCAUUGUCAAUGCUGCCUCCCUACCUCUCUCUAUCAUCAUUGUCGGAGUGGGAGAUGCUGAUUUUGAAGCGAUGAACAUUUUGGACGGGGAUGAUGUCAGACUUUCGUCCCGCGGACGUUACGCUGAGAGAGAUAUUGUACAGUUCGUCCCUAUGAGGGAGUUUAUGGGUCGGGCGGGGGCGAACCCUGCCACUAUACAGGCCAUUCUUGCCAAGGAAGUCCUGGAGGAAAUCCCGGACCAGUUCCUGUCCUACAUGAAAUCACGCAACAUCAAACCCAAACCUCCGCUCCAAAGACAGCUCACCAUCUCAUCUGUGACAUCACUUCCUGUGUCCGAGCAAUGAUUGAUGGACAAUCUAUGACAUCACUUCCUGUAUCUGACAAUGACUUUUGUACAAACCAUAUCCUUUGGCAUUGAUUGUUGACAUUUUUCAGAAUUGUGUCACUGACCAUAAAUAGGAACUUUAACUUUAACCUUCAAAGCUGACAUUUCCUUUCUCUCUGCAGCAACUUUAGUAUUUGGAUUCUCGAAGUUCAGAGUUCAGAUCUUGUUAAUGAAAUUUUUGUAAACUGGUUUACAUUGAUCUACUAAGCAGUAAGACUUGAUGAAUCUGUGGCAUUCAGUCGGCUGAAUGGUAAAUGAAGGGUCUAAACAGGUGACCUAAUGGCAAAGAACUACCAGUUAGUUACAAUUCAGUCACUUUUAAGUUUAUUGAAUGCAGUUUGGUUUUCCCAUGACUAUAGUAAUAUAUUGUUCUUUUUAAGAACAGUUCUUUGAUCUGACGUUAUUCUUGUCUAUUCAUAUAUAUUACUGUACUGUGUCCUGUGUUUCUGGGCUUUUUUAAUUAGAUAUUAAUUAUUCAUUAGAUAGAUGGUUGUGUACACUUUGCAUAAUGCUUACAGCAAUAUAUGGAUAAUCAAGUUCUGUAUAAUGUAAAUAAAUUAUACUAGUUUUUUUUACCUUGUAUAUCUUAAAUCUUUACCUUUUUAAAUGCUUAAAGAUCCAUUCCAUUUUUUCUUAUUUUUUAUUGUAAAAAUUUCUAAUGUUAUAAAUUAGUUAAAUCAUCUUUCUAUUUUUGUUAAUGUUUUUCUGUAACUUAUACUUACUUGUGUUUUCUGUCAGUGUUUAUCUUCUUUGUAUACAUGUAGCACAGAGGCAUUCUGCCCAUAGUAUCAAGUCAGAAAACACACAACAUUUUGUAAGAUAUAAUUGGCAUUUUUUCCUGUAACUUUAGCCUGAUUUAGUUUUUUCUCCCUAAUCUUGAUCUUCAUCCUAUAGCUCUGGCUAGAAGCAUUUCUGCCUAUUGUAUUAACUUUGAGAUGCAGAACAUAUGCUACUAUUGGUAAAAGUUAGAUAACGACUUUUUUCUAAAGCAUUGACUACUGUAAUGAAAGCUGUCGUAUUUUAUAUCCUCAGGUUAGUUGAGCUUAUUGAUUUUAUUUCAUUUUGAUAUUGUCUUCCAUUUAUUGACAUGAAUUUACUUGGAUGUCAAACCUUAAUCCAUGUAUCUUAAUCUUAAUAAGUGCAGUUAUAUAUACAACUGCUUCUCUGAAAAGUAGGAUAUGAAAAUAUGAUUAUUUUGUAUGCAUAUGACUAUAAAUUUCAUUUUAAAUAAAAAUUUUAUACUGAAUGAAAAGUAUUUAUUACAUUACUUACAUAAAAAAAAUUUGUAAACUGAAAUGAAAAUUAAACUUCAAUGUGAUGAUUAUCGAUAUCCUCAUCUUUAAGCUUGUUUUUUAAGAUAGAGCAUUUUUCAAACUGUAUGGAUAUUGAUCUUUUUGGCCGCUACAGUUUAAUGAACAAAACAGUUAAUGACAUUGCAAUAGUUUAAUAUAUACCUGCAGAUUUAGAAGAUUAUUAUAAAUCAAGGUAGGAAUGACAUGAAUUGAACGCGUUUUGUCAGGAAUGUGAGAAAAGUGACAAUUUUUAAUUCAUUCAUUCUUUAUUUCUUUAAGCUUUGCAGCUCAUCAAAUUAUAUAAAUUAAACAUAGUAAAGUACAGAAGUAGGUAUUUUACAAGAAACCCUAGUACAUUCAUAAAUAUGAAAAAUGACAAGUAAAGGAGGGAAAAGAAUUAAAUCUAUUAAAGUCCUGUGCAACACUUUCAAUAAUGUCCAAUUGAUUAGUACCAUGACUGUAUGUAUAUAUAGACUGAGUAUUUACUUUAUUAAUCCAGGUAUGAUUUAUUUGUAUUUUAAUGGUGCUUAUUGGUUUGUGUUAUGUAUAUAUACUGUAUGUACAACCUUAUAACGUGAAUUAUCUUUAUCGUUGAUCAUUAUUUGAUUACGGAUUAAAACAAGUAAUCAGAGUAAUUAUUUAUACAUACAGACUUAUUUAAGUUUUUACAGACUUAUACAAAUAUACUUAUAUUUCUUUGAAGUGUAUGUUAAUUAUUGACACCCUUAUACCGCCCCACUGUUGUUUCUUUCCUAGCCUUUACCA